AUGCGUAUCAUUGAUGAUCAACACGCCCAACUCUCAAAACAAAGGAAACAUCGAUUACAAGAAUACUCUAUCGGGCGCAACUUCUCCAGGUGGUCAGUCAAAGGUGAUGAUUCUGAACGGGCUAUAUACCGUCGCCUGGCUGCUCUUCUGGACAUUUUAUUUGAUGACAUCGGUGUGGUUGAUGGCGAGCAUGCAUGUGAAGCUAUAAAGUUAUAA
Molecule: messenger RNA, 216 nt
Organism: Halteromyces radiatus
Lineage: Eukaryota; Fungi; Mucoromycota; Mucoromycetes; Mucorales; Cunninghamellaceae
Exons: 3
Coding region: 1-216 (71 amino acids)
Source: RefSeq, a predicted model, not a curated record